Molecule: messenger RNA, 1436 nt
Organism: Hyaena hyaena (striped hyena)
Lineage: Eukaryota; Metazoa; Chordata; Mammalia; Carnivora; Hyaenidae
Gene: MRNIP
Product: MRN complex interacting protein
Exons: 7
Coding region: 87-1100 (337 amino acids)
Biological process (GO): mitotic G2 DNA damage checkpoint signaling
Cellular component (GO): nucleus
Molecular function (GO): chromatin binding
Source: RefSeq, a predicted model, not a curated record
GUCUAGAGGACCCUGAACAUGUAGGGGGAGCGUAGUUGAGCCUGUCAAGGGAGCUGGACGCAUGCGCAGUGGCGAAAGCGGCUGCAAUGGCGGCGCCUCAGCGGUUUCGCGUGCUGCGGUGCUGCAGUUGCCGCCUCUUCCAGGCGCACCAGGAGAAGAAGAGUCUCAAGUGGACAUGCAAAGCUUGUGGAGAGAAGCAGUCAUUUUUGCGGACUUACGGUGAGGGUUCUGGUGCUGACUGUAGACGCCAUGUCCAAAAAUUAAAUCUGCUGCAGGGACAGAUUUCAGAGAUGUCACUCAGGUCUCCGGAAGAACCUGUAAGUGUUGACGGAGAGGAAGACACAGGGUCUCAGCGGGGCGAGCACGCGAGUCCACAGGAAAAACCUCAGUCCUCAGAGAACCGCUGGCUGAAGUAUCUGGAAGGAGACUCCGAAGAACUGGGGAUGGAAGGAGGAGGAAUGUGUUUCAAGAGACAGCCCUUGUCCAGGACAGAGAAGCCGGACCCUCCCUUCAACACAGGCCUGCCUAGAAAAAGGAAACGGAGCCAGAGCACAGUCCACCCUCCACACAACCCUGACGUCUGGAACCCGAGUGACUGCGAGGUUCCCUUGGAGCCUCAGAAGGACCGCAGUGGCCCGAUGGGGAAGGCCCAGGACGAAAGCAGUCACUGGGACACCGGGGAGCUAUCUGUUGGUCGGGGGGAUCCUGCACACCCUGCCCACGUCAGGACCACAUCUUCCAAGUGGGAACGAUUCCUUCUGCAGCCUGGCAACAGCCCACGUGUGGACACGGAGCCCCCGGUCCCCCUUAAUAGAGACCCUAGGCCAGCAGGGAUGGCACUGGCUGAGAAGGGCACCCUUAGGGCCCAGACCCCAAGGGAAGGGUGCCCCAGCAGGCCCCGUGACGCUCCCGGGCUUCCCUGGCCCACACACGCUCCUACGUCUGGGUUCCAGAGGCCCUGCAUAAAGACCUCCCAACAGCCAUGGGACACCAGUCCUCUGGCAAAGGGUGGGCCCUUGGCCACAGGCAUUCAGGCGCCCCCGCCUGUGCGACUAUGUGACCUCUUUAAAACUGGUGAGGACUUUGAGGAUGAUUUGUGAACUGAAACUAGAGUCUUACUAACACAGAUGUAUUUGCUAUGAGCAAUUAGACUUCUCGGCCACUGGAAAGGGGGCUCCCCAAGUACCUUUUAAGUAGUUCCCAGAAAUUGGGGUGCCUGGCUGGCUUGGUUGGAAGAGCGUGUGACUUGAUCUCAGGAUCAUGAGUUCACGUCCCACAUUGGGUGUAGAGAUUCUUUUUUUUUUUUUUUUAAAGCGUUCCCAUAAGUCAUCCCCAGUCCUGCCAAGAAUGACAAACACACCAGGAUGCCUGGGUGGCUCAGAUGGUUUACCAUCUGACUUUGGCUCAGGAGUCAGAAUUCAGUUCAGGAGUUCAAG